This is a messenger RNA of Helianthus annuus (common sunflower), 1970 nucleotides long. Its product is annotated as two-component response regulator ARR1. Gene Ontology annotation, molecular function: DNA binding. Bases 238 to 1770 code for a protein of 510 amino acids. Gene Ontology annotation, biological process: cytokinin-activated signaling pathway; phosphorelay signal transduction system. The transcript has 6 exons. The record is from RefSeq and is a predicted model, not a curated record. NCBI's taxonomy places the organism in Eukaryota, Viridiplantae, Streptophyta, Magnoliopsida, Asterales, Asteraceae.
ACUCAACUCUCAUAACAAGAAGCAAUAUAAACCUCAAAUACUCAAAAAUUGAAAACCUUUUAUUCACACAACCGUUUCUUUAACAAUUUCUUGCUGAAAAGUGCGAUAUAAACCCACAACUUGUGGAUUAUUCCGUUGUGAAAUUUUCUCAAAGGGUUUGCGAAUAUUUGUUUAAUUUCUUCAAUUGGGUUAGUGUUAUUAUUAUUAUUAUUCAAGAUUAUUCAAGAUUAAAGAUUAAUGAUGCCUGGUUCAAGUUGUUCGUCGUGGAAACCAGUCGCCGGCGCCGGUGUACCGGAAAAGUUUCCGGCCGGUCUCCGUGUUCUUGUUGUAGAUGAUGACCCCACUUGUCUUGUCAUAUUAGAAAAGAUGUUAAAAAAGUGCAACUAUGAAGUGAGGAUAUGCAAUAGGGCUGAGAUUGGUUUGUCGUUGUUGAGGGAGAAUAAAAGUGGGUUUGAUAUAGUUUUGAGUGAUGUGCAUAUGCCGGAUAUGGAUGGAUUCAAGCUUCUUGAACAUAUUGGGCUUGAAAUGGACCUCCCUGUUAUCAUGAUGUCAGCGGACGAUAGCAGCAGUGUAGUAAUGAAGGGCGUUACACAUGGUGCAUGUGAUUAUUUAAUAAAACCCGUUCGUCUCGAGGCGUUACGUAACAUAUGGCAACACGUGGUUCGAAGACGGAAAAACGAGUGGAAAGAUUUCGAGCCGUUAACAAGCACAGAUGAUGUUGACCAACAUCAGAAAGCUACGGAAGAUGCUGACUAUACGUCUUCUGCAAACGAAGGGCAUAAUUGGAAAAAUGCAAAGAGGAGGAAAGAUGACGAGGAUGAAUCUGAGGAACGAGACGAGUCUUCUUCUUCAAAAAAGCCUCGUGUUGUUUGGACUGUCGAACUUCAUCAACAGUUCGUGGCAGCAGUUAAUCAGCUCGGGAUCGAUAAAGCUGUUCCAAAGAAAAUCUUGGAGCUAAUGAACGUUGCGGGUAUAAGCAGAGAAAAUGUGGCCAGUCAUCUUCAGAAAUAUCGUCUUUAUCUUAAACGGCUCAGUGGGUCACAGCAUCUCGGCUCCAUGGAUCCCUCGUUUAUGGGUAUGCCCGAUGCAGGUUUUGAUCUUCAAGCUCUAGCUGCCGGUGGUCAACUCCCGGGUCAAAGCCUCGCGACACUCCAAGCUGCAGUUAUUGGUCGUUCAACUAACUCGAAAUCUCCUAUUUCUAUGCCGGUAAUCGAUCAAAGAAACACAUUUAGCUUCGAUAACUCGAUGUUGAGAUAUGGAGAUGCCAAACCGCCACAUUUACUUCAUGGCAUUCCGACAAAUAUGCAACCGAAGCAGUUUGUGAGCUUGCAUCAAUCCCGACACCCUUCGUUCAGCGGGGUUAAUAGUCAAGUAUUGAUGCCGAUAGCUGGUCAAGGGCAAAGUCAAAGUCAAAAUCAGCCCAUUUUGCCCAAUGGAAUGUUGGGAUAUGGUCUAGGAACAAAAGUUUCCGGAACCGGGUUUGUUCCAAGCUACAACGGUUUAAGUGAUGCAAACCAGAUCAGACCCAAUUCUGGUUUUCCAAACCCGUCGUUUAACGAUUGGUUGUCGUAUUCAUCUUGCAAGAAAACGGACCCCAUUGCAUCGUUGGCGGUAGAUGACGAAAGCGGGAGCCAGCGUCACAACUUAGUUGACAAUCAAGAUGAACUCUUGUCUGCAAUUCUUAAGCAGCCGCAAGAAAGCUUCGGACAGCUGAAAAACGAGCUUGGUUUCGAUGGGUAUGCGUUCGAUGAUCUUCCACGAGUAACUUAGGGCGGUGUCUUUAGAUUUCGGUACCUACAAGUAUUUCGUAUCGUCUAACGUUGUUUUUUUGGCGCGUGAAUUUUUGAGUGUUUUUAGAGGCAACAAAUUUGUUGGUAAAAACAUCCAAAAAUUCGAUUUUCUGGGUGGAGCUAUGUUUGAAAAUGCUAACGUUGGUUGGUUGUUUGGAAAUGUAGAGUUUUGAACGCUUA